This is a messenger RNA of Lasiodiplodia theobromae, 402 nucleotides long. RefSeq names its product UDP-glucose-4-epimerase. Lineage: Eukaryota; Fungi; Ascomycota; Dothideomycetes; Botryosphaeriales; Botryosphaeriaceae. The record is from RefSeq and is a predicted model, not a curated record. The transcript has 2 exons. The coding region runs from base 1 to 402 and encodes 133 amino acids.
AUGAAGUUCGACCUUACCACCCUCGCCGUUCUUGCGCUCGCCAGCACUCCGACCGUGCUCGCCGACGACUGGAAGUGCAACGGCUCCUGGAACGAUGGUGGCCUGAAGCGCUACUCGUGGAAGUUCAAGGGCUACUGCGAGGAUCGCUCGGGCCAGUGCUUCCUCGACAAGAUUCGCUCCAAGGGCCUGACUGCACACAACUGGCAAUGCUGGAAGACCGAUGAUGAUGGUUGGUGGCAGGCCGACGUUUCUGUCACGGCCGGUCUGGCCUGGCAGAUCAACAACGCCAUUCAGGAUGUGACCGAUUCAUGGAGGGGUUGCUGGCCGAACCAGGAGGACGAUGGAGUCGUGACGGCGAUUGCGAGGGUCUUUGGGAUGUGGAGGGGGCGGAGAAGGGUUUGA